AGCCCUAGGAUAUUGACUGAAACAGGUGGAGGAUCCCGCCAGGGCUCAACACAGGCACAGUAUGGGUGACGAAAGCUACAACUUUGUUUUCAAAGUGGUUCUGAUUGGUGAGUCUGGUGUUGGGAAGAGCAACCUGCUGUCACGCUUCACCAAGAAUGAGUUUAACCAUGACAGCCGCACCACCAUCGGAGUGGAGUUCAGCACCCGCACUGUUCAGCUGGAUACCGCCACAAUCAAGGCUCAGAUCUGGGACACGGCAGGGCUGGAGAGAUACAGAGCCAUCACCUCAGCGUACUACAGAGGGGCAGUGGGUGCUCUCCUGGUGUAUGACAUCACCAAGCACCUAACCUAUGAGAGUGUGGAACGUUGGCUGAAGGAGCUGUACGAUCACGCUGACCCUCACAUCCUGGUCAUGCUGGUUGGCAACAAGAGUGACCUGGAGACCCUGAGGACCGUGCCCACCGUGGAGGCCAAGGAAUUUGCAGAAAAGAAGGGCAUCUUAUUUAUGGAGACGUCAGCUCUGGAUUCUACCAACGUUGAAGCUGCUUUCCAGGAAGUUCUCACAGCGAUCCACAAAAAGGUGGCCAGUCGAGAGGUGACCCGCGGGUCAAUCAGUGCCGUGACCCUGUCCAGUGCUACUGGAACGGCUAGCGAAGUCCAGGAGGAACGUAGGACCUGCUGCAAGAACCUCUGACCGGUUCUGACUAGCUCUGACCGGUUCUGACGGUUCUUUCCGGUAUUAAACAGAAUCUUCCUACUCUGUCCUCAUUCAGGAUUAAGGGAGUCUAUGUUGAUGACUACAGGAGGCAUAGCUGUGGGAAGUAGGGGUGCUGAGGGUGCUGCAGCACCCACC
Messenger RNA from Salvelinus namaycush (lake trout), 853 nucleotides. Its product is annotated as ras-related protein Rab-25-like. The record is from RefSeq and is a predicted model, not a curated record. The coding region runs from base 62 to 694 and encodes 210 amino acids. Gene Ontology annotation, molecular function: GTPase activity; GTP binding. The transcript is spliced from 5 exons. Gene Ontology annotation, biological process: exocytosis. Gene Ontology annotation, cellular component: recycling endosome. Lineage: Eukaryota; Metazoa; Chordata; Actinopteri; Salmoniformes; Salmonidae.